GAUCAAGAGUCGUGAAGAUAGGAUGUGAUGCGAAAUCAUUUGUUUUCUCUGAAAAUUGCUAUGCAAUGAUGUGCAACAACGCAGAAAGGAGGCUCUUGACGUGUGGUAUAUUGAACAUGCGGCACUGUAUUGCCUCCAACAGCGUUGUCGAGACGAUUCAUGAGAAAACUACGCCAAUAGUCUGCGGUCCACCUACACGAUUAGGAAAGUCUCUCCCCGCAACAAAACACGCCCCUCGUCCUUCUGUCAGCUCACCCACAGGUCUCCGCCACGCUGGCUCGCCUGCUUCGCCUGCAUCUGAUUCUCGCCGUUCGCAGUCUUCCGAGCCCAGUACGGGGUCAAAAGACAGUGCGCAGAGCCACAGACGUGGUCUUCCGGAACAUCAUGGGCUUCCGGAACAUCCUGGGCUUGCGCGAACAUGCGCCAUUAGAACACUGCAUCACCUUUGGUCGAAGCGGUCGUCACGGUCACGAAUCCCUGGCCAUUUGUCCAAUGAAAUUGACGGAGAGGCUGGACAAGCGUCGAAGGGAGUGUAAUCUCCACCCGAUUAUCAACUUUACGUGAGGUAAGCUUGGCCCCGUUCUUUGCCACAAAGUUCAGGACUUGAACGGAGGACGGAACCUUCGCCAAUGCGAAGAUGACACCAGCGGCAGCCAAUGUUCCAUGACCGCAUAUAACAACCUCUGUCACGGUUGUGAACCAUCGAACACGAUACGACCGCGAAAGAUUCUCGGUGUCUUGCACGUCGGACGGCAGGAUGAACGUUGUCAUCGGAAUACGAUGGCUGCGGGGUUGCCACCGAAUGGAUCACUAGUGAAGGCAUUGGCGAGGACAAAAGGCACAGCUUUAGGUGUUUCGACGACCAUGAUAGGAGAGGAUUGAUAACUCGUCUCGAUCAUCUGUACGAGUCUUUAUUUAGACUCAUACCAAGAUACCGAGUCAAUAUAUCUUCAUGGGCUAA
Somion occarium is the source of this 961-nucleotide messenger RNA. Lineage: Eukaryota; Fungi; Basidiomycota; Agaricomycetes; Polyporales; Cerrenaceae. The record is from the annotation of a GenBank genome assembly.